CAGGUCAUCAAAACUACGAUGUCUCUUCAUACACAAACCUGUCACUCGUCACUCAGUCAAAAGUCCAUUUUCUUACUCAUCCGAUUUGGACUGAUCACCGCACACAACACGAUGCCUAAACUAUUAUUCAUUGGUAGUUGCUGGAGUUGUCAGAAGCAAAGGUUACAGUUUCAAGGCAAGAGAAUGCCUAGAAUUUCUUGUAGAAAUAGAAAAAGCCGAGUUGGAUUGAAAGAUAUUGCUGUGUUUACCACUUUCUUGCAAAUUUCCGAUUCGACUGAAAACAGCAACAAGGAAAACAAAGAUAGUGUCUCAUCGAAUGAAAUGGAUAUUAAUCCUGCUUCUGAACUCCAUCCUAGUUGGAAUAUUUAUGAGGAACCCGGAAACAAAUGUCUUAUUUGUUUAGGAAGAGGAAAAGUAAAAUGUCUGUACUGUUUCGGAAGAGGAAAUGUACGAAUAGGUCCUGACGAAGAAGAUAGCAUUCUUUGCAAUCAAUGCAACGGGGAAAAGUACACCACUUGUGAACGUUGUGAAGGUACAGGAGUAAGGCCUAACGUCAUUUACGACUUUGAAACGCAUCAAUGGGUACCUGGACCUAGCAACGCGGAUGUUUUGAAAAGAAUAAAAGAAAAAUGGAAUAAGAACCAAACAUAGCAAGUCCUAUUCCUAUAUUUCAAUAAAGGGGUUUUGACUGGAACCCAUGUGAGAAUAUGUAUUAGGAAAUAGGUAAAAGAUAGCCUUGUUGAAUCAGCAAUUC
Messenger RNA from Galdieria sulphuraria, 754 nucleotides. Its product is annotated as heat shock protein binding / unfolded protein binding protein. The record is from RefSeq and is a predicted model, not a curated record. The transcript has 2 exons. NCBI's taxonomy places the organism in Eukaryota, Rhodophyta, Bangiophyceae, Galdieriales, Galdieriaceae. Bases 19 to 651 code for a protein of 210 amino acids.